Messenger RNA from Trematosphaeria pertusa, 987 nucleotides. RefSeq lists its product as uncharacterized. Gene Ontology annotation, molecular function: DNA-binding transcription activator activity, RNA polymerase II-specific. Lineage: Eukaryota; Fungi; Ascomycota; Dothideomycetes; Pleosporales; Trematosphaeriaceae. The transcript has a single exon. Gene Ontology annotation, biological process: regulation of transcription by RNA polymerase II. The record is from RefSeq and is a predicted model, not a curated record. Bases 1 to 987 code for a protein of 328 amino acids.
AUGCCACCAGGCCAGAAUAUCAUAGAACCAACUCCGGCCGGCACAGCUACUAGUGGGAGGCCGAAACGAUCCCACGGAGCAAGCAAACCAACUCAUGACGAAGUUACGCAGAGGACAAGAAGGCUCUUGGAAUUGAAAGUCAUGCACCAUUGGUGUUCGAGUACGUGCAACAGCUUCACAAAACAGGUCGGCGAUGCUCUGCGAGACUAUAUCAUCCAAGAAGCCUUGCGAUACGAAUAUCUUAUGGAAGCCGUUCUUGCGCUGACAUCGCUACAAAUCGCGAGUCGGACUGAUGACAUCAAAAUUGCUAACGAGUACCUGAGUGCAGCACUGCACUAUCAGCACCAAGCUGUAAGCGGCCUGCGGAGUUCUCUCGAUGCUCUUUCUCGGGAAAAUUGUGAUGCUGCCUUCAUCUCCUCGAUGCUCAUUAUGGUAUGCGCCAUUGCGUCGCCUUUACUUCAGAGCAAAUGCAAGCAGCAAAAUCAAUCCACUGCGGAGGCGAUGCUGAGACUGGUCGACUUUCUGAAGGGCAUCAAAUCUAUUCUCGACGUGAGUCGGGAAUGGCUCAGCGAAGGCCCACUCAGCUGCAUCCUCGACGCUGAGAUCAGGCUUUCCACACCGUCGCUUUGCUUUCCUCGAGAAGAGAUGCGUCACUUGAUCAGUGCGCAGAGCAGCGGUCAAAUGCGCCCCGUCUUUGACCACGCCAUCGACACGCUGGAGCAAGCCGCUCUCAGGGGAAGAUUGGUAGUUUCCUGGAUAGCCGCGGUCAAGCCUACAUUUCUGGAGGCCUUGAAGAACGGUAAUAGCCUUGCACUAGCUAUCUUCAUGCAGUGGGGUGUACUUCUGGACCGAUCCGACGGCAUGUGGUGGGCUGAGUUUUCCGGACGGCGUUUAGUAGACGAGAUCGCGGGUGCACUUGACCCAAGGGGGGAUGAAUGGAUGAGCAUUACGAAAUGGUGCCGAGAAAACGUUGGUUUGCAUCAAUGA